AUGGGAAAGAAAGAUCCCGAAGCCGAGGCGAUGGCCAACCAUGUCUCUGGACAGUCCAACAAGCCCAUGUCUCGGCCGGCACACGCUAUGGCUACCGAGCAAGUUGUGCAGGAGCUCAGGGCCAAUCCUGACGAUGGCUUGAGCCCCGAGGACGCCAAGACUCGCCUUGAAGAGUAUGGCCGCAACGAAUUCGGUGCCGAUAAGGGCGUUCAGCCGGUCAAGAUCUUUAUUGGACAGAUUGCUAAUGCCAUGACCUUGGUCCUGAUCCUGGCUAUGGGUGCUUCUUUUGGUAUCAAGUCUUGGAUUGAAGGAGGUGUCGUUGCAGGCGUUAUCUUUCUCAACAUCACUGUCGGCUUCCAUCAAGAGUUCAAGGCUGCCAAGACGAUGGAUUCUCUUCGAUCACUUAGCUCGCCCACUGCUCAGGCCGUACGCGAAGGCCGGAACAUUACCGUCCCCACCGUCGAGAUCGUCCCUGGCGACAUGGUCGAGCUCAAGACCGGUGACACCAUUCCCGCCGAUGUUCGCAUCAUUGAGGCCGUCAACUUCGAAACAAAUGAAGCCUUGCUCACGGGAGAGUCUCUCCCCAUCCGCAAGGAGGCUGCUCAGACUUUUGACGACGAGACGGGACCUGGUGACCGCCUGAACGUCGCCUAUAGCUCUUCAACCGUCACAAAGGGACGUGCCCGUGGCAUCGUCUUUGCUACUGGUAUGUAUACCGAGAUUGGCCAGAUUGCUGCCGCCCUUCGGGGCAAGAACUCCCGCCGCCGAGAGGUCAAGCGUAAGGAGGAUGGCUCCGCCACUUUUGCUCGCUACCUUCAGGCAUGGACCUUGACUCUCUCUGAUGCUGUCGGCCAUUUCUUGGGCAUCAAUGUUGGAACGCCUCUACAAAGAAAGCUGUCCAAGCUGGCCAUCCUCCUCUUCGGCACUGCUGUUGUUUGCGCCCUGAUUGUUUUGGGAGCAAACGAGUUCAACACCACGCAGGAAGUAGUCAUUUACGCCGUUGCUACUGGCCUUGCCAUGAUUCCUGCCUCACUGGUUGUCGUCUUGACUAUUACCAUGGCUGCUGGCACGAAGCGUAUGGUCCAGCGCCACGUUAUUGUUCGGCAGUUGAAGAGCUUGGAAGCUCUCGGUGGUGUCACGAAUAUUUGCUCUGACAAGACGGGCACUCUCACCCAAGGCAAGAUGGCAGUUCGCAAGGCCUGGAUUCCAGGCAAGGGCACCUUCUCUGUCAGCAACACGAAUGAGCCCUUCAAUCCUACGGUCGGAGAUCUUGGCCACAGCUCCGAUCAGCCCAAGGACAUCAACUUCAGCACCAAGGAAGGUGACGGUGAGCCGUUCUCCAACUCUGACGCCGAGGCCCGUGUCAAGGAAAGCACCGUUCUCACAGACUACUUCAAUGUCGCAUCCCUUGCCAACUUGGCCAAUGUCCACAAGACCCCCGAGGGAGAGUGGCACGCCCGUGGUGACCCCACCGAGAUUGCCAUCCAGGUUUUCGCAUCUCGCUUCCACUGGAACAGACUGCGUCUCGCUGGCGAGUCAAAUCGCUGGAAUCAGAUUGCAGAGUUCCCCUUUGAUUCCGAUGUCAAGAAGAUGUCGGUAAUCUUCGAGGACACCGAGACCAUGGCAGCGUCGGGGAACAAGACCUGGCUCUUUACCAAAGGUGCCGUCGAGCGUGUCAUCUCUUCUUGCCCUACCAUUCAAAUGGGUGACGACGUCGUCGAGCUUACCAAUGACAUUGAGCAAGACAUUCUGUCCAAUAUGGAGGCCCUUGCCCGCCUCGGACUCCGUGUCUUGGCGUUUGCGAGCAAGUCCGACAUUGGUGCCGUUGACAACCAUGAGAACCUCGAUCGCGUCAAUUUUGAAAAGGACCUGACUUUCCGCGGCCUGAUCGGUCUUUACGACCCUCCCAGACCCGAAUCCGGCCCUUCCGUCAAGAAAUUCCACGAGGCCGGUGUCAGCGUUCAUAUGCUGACCGGUGACCAUCCCGAGACUGCCCGUGCCAUAGCCCUUGAGGUUGGCAUUCUGCCCACACGCAUGAAUGAGAUUUCAGCGAGCGUCGCGAACACGAUGGUCAUGGCUGCCCACGACUUUGACAAGCUCACAGACGACGAAAUUGAUAAGCUGCCCAACCUCCCCCUGGUCGUCGCUCGCUGUGCGCCCCAAACCAAGGUUCGCAUGAUCGAGGCCCUUCACCGACGUGAGCGCUUUGUAGCCAUGACAGGCGACGGUGUCAACGACUCUCCCAGUUUGAAGCGCGCUGACGUCGGUAUCGCCAUGGGUGAAAGCGGCUCUGAUGUUGCUAAGGAGGCGUCCGAUAUUAUUCUGACCGACGAUAACUUUGCAUCCAUUCUCAAUGCCGUCGAGGAAGGCCGUCGCAUGUUUGACAACAUCCAGAAAUUCGUCCUGCACGUGUUGGCAUGUAACGUCGCCCAAGCCCUGACGCUUCUCAUCGGCUUGGUCUUUAAGGAUGACAGCGGUCUUUCCGUGUUCCCCCUUGCUCCUGUCGAGGUCAUGUGGAUCAUCAUGAUUACCUCUGGUCUUCCUGAUAUGGCGCUCGGUUUCGAGGUCGCUGCUCCGGACAUCAUGGACCGACCACCCCAAGAUAUGAAAAUUGGUGUCUUCACCUGGGAACUCAUGCUCGACAUGCUGGUCUACGGUGUCUGGACUGCUGCGCUCUGCCUUGCCUCUUUUGUCCUCGUCAUGUUCGGCUGGGGCAAUGGCCAGUUUGGCAGUAACUGCAACAACACCUACUCGGAAGAGUGCGAUACCGUGUUCCGCGCCCGCGCAACCUGCUUCGCAAGCUUGACCUGGUUCGCCCUCUUCCUCGCCUGGGAGAUGGUCAACAUGCGCCGCUCCUUUUUCCGCAUGCAGCCAAAGAGCACAAAGUACUUUACCCAGUGGUUCUGGGAUACCUGGCGCAAUAAGCUCCUCUUCUUCGCCAUCCUCGUCGGUUUCAUCACCAUUUUCCCUCUGACCUACAUUCCCGUCCUCAACACCAAGGUGUUCAAGCAUGCACCUAUUACAUGGGAGUGGGGCAUCGUCUUCGUCGGUGCCGUGCUCUUCUUCAUGGGCGUGGAGGCGUGGAAGUGGGCGAAGCGCGUCUACUUCCGCCGCGUGGCGCACAAGGCCCACGGCGGCACCAAGGACCUUGAGAGCCGCGUGUUUGGCCACUACUAUACCAUUGGCGGCGUUGCGCUUGAUUCCUCGCCUACACUCGGCAGCCGGACGAUUACGAACGAGAAGGAGAUGCGAGAGCAGGGUGGCAACGGGUACUCCAGUGGGGGUAGCCGAUGA
Molecule: messenger RNA, 3294 nt
Organism: Colletotrichum orchidophilum
Lineage: Eukaryota; Fungi; Ascomycota; Sordariomycetes; Glomerellales; Glomerellaceae
Product: potassium/sodium efflux P-type ATPase
Exons: 4
Coding region: 1-3294 (1097 amino acids)
Biological process (GO): calcium ion transmembrane transport; intracellular calcium ion homeostasis
Cellular component (GO): plasma membrane
Molecular function (GO): ATP binding; ATP hydrolysis activity; P-type calcium transporter activity
Source: RefSeq, a predicted model, not a curated record